AUGCCCUCGUUGGACACCCGCGGCCAAAUAUCGGCUGCUGAAAUCGCCUUUUACGCACCUGUCGCGGCCAUCACCCUAUUGCUGAUCAUUCGGUAUGCGUUCAGACGAGAUGCGGGUUGGUUCUUCCUGUUCCUUUUCUCUCUAGCCCGGAUUGCUGGUGGAGCCCUCGUCCUUGCUGGACAGCUCAAGCCUGACCCCUCCCUUUUCAAUGCCGCGUACAUCAUGGACUUCUCUGCCCUCGUGGCUCUUUUGUUCUCCUCUUUAGGAUUCAUCGGCAUGGCUGGACAACACACAUACAGUGAAAACCCUCGAGUAACGAUCGUCUUGAGAUUGGUGGGGCUGCUGGGGUUAGCUGGUCUGGGGUUGUGCAUUGCUGGUGGGGUCCUUGGAGCACAGGCUGCUGCAGAUCAGAACACGGCCACGACCCUCCGUCGGGCAGGCGUGGGCGUCUACGCAGGCAUCUAUGUCAUCCUAUUGAUUGUGCAUAUUGGAACCUGGUCAUACCGAUGGCAUCUGCGAAGCUAUCGUCGUAAUCUGCUGUGGGGAAUUUCCGCCGCUCUGCCCUUCCUGGGAGCUCGUAUGGCCUACGCCGUGAUUGCGGUUUGGUCAUCUUCAGACCUCUACGGACUACAACCUUCCUCCAACGCCACACUCGCAAAAAUGAACCCCGUCACAGGCGAUUGGAUCUUCUACCUCGUCCUCAGCCUCAUCAUGGAAUUCCUCGUGGUAGCUCUCUACCUACUGGCAAGUACGGUUCUUGCCCAGAGACAUCACUAG
This is a messenger RNA of Cyclocybe aegerita, 777 nucleotides long. The record is from the annotation of a GenBank genome assembly. Lineage: Eukaryota; Fungi; Basidiomycota; Agaricomycetes; Agaricales; Hemipholiotaceae.